AAGGGGAGGGGCCGGGGACUGGGCUCAUUCCUUUCUUCUCCUCCUCUUCUUCUCCCAUGUCGUUUUGGUCGGAACCAAACUAAGGGCUCUUCGCCGUCUCUCCAGCUUCACCUUCGGUUGCCUUGGCUCCUCUCCCCUCCCUCCAACAAUUGGCACCUUUCCCCGUCACCCUACGUCUCUCGUCUGUCGCGGGCAUUGCCUUCUUGUCAAUCCUGCCUCAUUGCCUUACUCCAUCCCCGCCUCUCCUCGUUCCACCUACCGUUCGUCCGAAUUUUUAGCCGUGCUCGUGGUUUCUUUUGGUCCACCUCUGGGAGAGCAUACCACGGAUCGCAUCUCGGUGCUUUUAAGCUUUCAGCUUACAUUGAAGGUGAUGGGAUUUUCCUAGGGAGACGUGCCCGUGGACGAGCAAUUAUCUUGAUUGCGAGAGUUCCAUUUUCUAUGAGUCAACAGUUGGAGUUCAGCAGGCGCGGGAGAAGGGCGUGGUGGUUAACAUUGUCUGUUGCCGCGUGGACUUAGUCUUUGCAGGAUUGCACAAAAGAGGUUGUUGUACGUCGCUGGAUGCAAAGCUGUCUAGAGCAACUCGGCUGUAGCGUGUAGUUGAAGUCAAGUGGCCUGAAAUACCGUCCAGGAGCAGCGCUGGGUCUCCUUUGCUGGGCUAUAUAAGCUACUUAUCUCCUUUCUGCUUUUUAAUCAGGUUUUAGCACUUUGAGCUUCAAUUUUGAAGCGCUCAGCGGUGUGGUGGUUGUUUCAUUGCCCCCGAGGGCAUGACGUUUUGGUCUCUGCACUCCAUGAUCGCAGUCUGGCCUUGAUCAGUCACCGGGUGUAUUUUUACAAGCCCGUUUUCCGGAGUCUUAUGUUCACAUUCGUUUUCAGUUCUCUGAAACUGGACUUACACUUAUCUCAGUAGCUGCCCAGGAGGUUGCUACAAUGAGUGCCGUUAAUGUGACGAACGUGACCGUGCUGGACAAUCCGUCUAUGUUCCAGAACCCCUUUCAAUUCGAGAUUUCUUACGAAUGUCUGGUUCCACUUAAAGACGAUCUCGAAUGGAAGCUGAUAUAUGUCGGGUCUGCCGAGGAUGAAAAGUAUGAUCAAGUUCUUGAGAGCGUUCUUGUUGGUCCGGUCAACGUUGGAAACUACAGAUUUGUUUUUCAGGCAGAUCCACCGGAGCCAUCCAAGAUCCCCGAGGAAGAUAUUAUUGGAGUCACCGUGCUAUUGUUGACAUGCUCUUAUGUGGGACAGGAGUUCCUCAGAGUUGGGUAUUAUGUUAGCAACGAGUACGUUGAUGAGCCUUUACGUGAAGAGCCACCCGCCAAAGUUCUUAUAGAUAGGGUGCAACGGAACAUCCUUGCCGACAAACCACGGGUCACCAAGUUCCCAAUCGUCUUCAAUGCCACACCCCCUUCUAACCAAGUGACAGAUAAUGCAUCUGCCAACAGCUAUCCCAUGGUUUACAACGCGCCACCUCCAAGCCAAGUGACCGAUGCGGAACUAGAUGACGGUGUCAGACCGAUGGAAAUCUCGUCAGCUUAUCCACAGCAGGACUAGGUCUGCGGUGAGUAAUAUUGUACAUCUGCAUAGUCUCACCUGUAAAACAUGAGGGUACACAAGUUUGGGUAAAUCAGGAUGAAGCCCUCAUCUGAACACUUUAGUUCUAGAAAUAGCUUCAGGAUCAGUACGCAUUAGAUUCAGAGCCUGGUGAGAUUUUUGUGGGGGAGGGCAGGGCUUUACUGUAGAUUCAUGUUGACUACCCCAGGUUACAUGUGAAAAGAUAGUUUCAAAACUUUGGAGGUACACUUGAAAGUUGAAUGCAGGGUCCGUAGCGUAGGCGAAGCUCUCUUUGAUCUUUGUUGUGGUCGAUUUGAUGGCAUGUGAAGAGUUUCUGAGUUGGCUUUGUGCAA
Molecule: messenger RNA, 1898 nt
Organism: Physcomitrium patens
Lineage: Eukaryota; Viridiplantae; Streptophyta; Bryopsida; Funariales; Funariaceae
Source: RefSeq, a predicted model, not a curated record